AUGAAAGAAAUGGAGCACAGGGAAGAGUGCUAAUGGAGGCAGAGGCAAUCAAUGGCGGAGGAAGGGCUCGAAUUCCACCGCAAUUUCUGCAUUUAUUUCUCUUCUACCGAUUCAUUCAUCCGCAUUUACUCCUCUUCUGCAGCUAAGCUCAAUUAAUUUCAAUUUCAAUUACUUCCCCAACUAGAAUCCCUGUAGCAGUGGCGCCAUGACAACGAACGCACAUGAUUUUUCAGCUAAAUUAUGCUAUUUUAUUUGAUUUCCAUAUGCUUCGAUCGCCUAUUUAAUUUAUGAUGUUGUAUUAUGGUUGUAUGUAUGCUUGCAUUUGGGGAUUGUGCCAAUUUCUGCCUUGUUAUCUCCGCGGAUUUUCUGGUCGAUUUUAGGGCUUUUUGAAUUUUAGAAACGGAGACGAAACUCUGCUGCUGAGGACUUUUGCUUUGAAAUACUUGUGGAUUUUGUUGCUUUGAGAGAAAAUUGAAACCAGCUACUGUGAUAAUGAGGAGUUUUGGCGUCUUGUUCAUGUUGUUGUUGAUGGUGAUGGGGGCAGCUGCCUUUUUGUACCUUAGCUCUCCGAGCAAAGAAGGAACUAUCAUCAAUCCAGGUAUGGUUUCAAUAGGCCGCGUGAAGGCUAUGGCUUUGACGAUAAAAAGAAGGAAGGUUAAGCAGCAAGACAUGGAUCAUCCUAGCAAAGCUGCAGACGUUGAGGGCAAUGUUCACUUGGAAGACUACCGCCCUAUUGAUCCAAUUCCAAGCUCGACAGCUUCCAUAAGACCCGGUCCGAUCCAGCACGGCACUCCUCUGAUGCCUUACAUGCCGGGGCCUUCUCCUCCUCCCAGUGAAGCGAAGCGUGGUGAGUUUCCUUAAAGUGAUGAAGCAUGUAGUAGCAUAUUCUGUUCCUAGGUGGAUAAUUAGGUUAUGUUUUUUGGAUAUUAGUUUUGUAUAACACUUUGGUGUAGACUGUAGAGGAUCAUCAUCUUGUACGAAUCCUUGUAUAGUGAAAGUUUGUUUCACACUUUAA
Messenger RNA from Salvia hispanica, 1015 nucleotides. RefSeq lists its product as uncharacterized. The record is from RefSeq and is a predicted model, not a curated record. NCBI's taxonomy places the organism in Eukaryota, Viridiplantae, Streptophyta, Magnoliopsida, Lamiales, Lamiaceae.